AUGUCUUGCAAGAUCAAAGGCUUCUACAAAGGUUUCAAGUCCAUUUCCCACAUCUGUGCUGCAAAGGAGCGAGAGAUGGAAAUUGAGAACCCCACAGAUGUUAAACAUGUGGCACACAUUGGUUGUGAUCACUCUUCCACCACUGCUCCCAGAGUCCCAGUUGGGUAUAUGAAUGAAUUCAAGACUGGUCUCGGCGAAACAACAAAAUCAUUUACCGGCAAGACCAGGGUUUCUCAUCCUACAACUCUUUCAACACGGUCCUCUCAUGGUAUUGAUCAAUCAAUGGAGUCUGAACCAGCAACAGAGAUGAAGAGAAUCCGGUCUUGCACCGAUCUUCCGAGUGUUACGAUGAAACGAAAAAGGAGAAAGAAGAGCACUUGCAUUGCCGAGUCUUCUUCCACGAAAUCUCUACGACGAUUAUCGAAGACGAAGUGUUACAGUGCAUGCAGCAUGUUCUACUCUUCCUCUUCACCUUCUUAUUGA
Molecule: messenger RNA, 483 nt
Organism: Hibiscus syriacus
Lineage: Eukaryota; Viridiplantae; Streptophyta; Magnoliopsida; Malvales; Malvaceae
Product: CRIB domain-containing protein RIC10-like
Exons: 4
Coding region: 1-483 (160 amino acids)
Source: RefSeq, a predicted model, not a curated record